Molecule: messenger RNA, 1728 nt
Organism: Cuscuta campestris
Lineage: Eukaryota; Viridiplantae; Streptophyta; Magnoliopsida; Solanales; Convolvulaceae
Source: the annotation of a GenBank genome assembly
CAGAAAAUUAAAUACAAAUAACCUAAGAUAUAAUAUACAAAAUUUAAAUACAAUGGAGUUUUCUUUAUUAUUUGGGAGGAAGAAUAAUAAUAUAAUUAGGAUAAUGGGGUGGGUGGCGUUAGUGACGAUGGCGGUGGGGUGCAAAAUGUGGGGAGUAGAGGGACUGGGGUGCAAUUUGGGGUCGAGGGCCUCCCACCCGCUGCCGCCGGACAUAGUGGUGAAGCUGAUGAGAGACAACGGCUUCGACAAGGUGAAACUGUUCGAGGCGGAGGCUCCGAUGAUGCGGGCGCUGGGGAGGUCGGGGAUCGAGGUCAUGGUCGGGAUCCCCAACGACAUGCUCGCCGCCAUCGCCGCCAGCGUCUCCGCCGCCGAGGACUGGGUGGCGCACAACAUCUCCUCCUUCAUCUCCAACAAUGGCGUCGACAUAAGGCACGUGGCGGUGGGGAAUGAACCAUUCCUGAAGACGUACAAAGACAAGUUCGUGCAAACCACCUUCCCGGCGCUGAAGAACAUCCAGGCGGCGCUGAUCAAAGCGGGUUUGGGCCGUCAGGUGAAGGUCACCGUCCCACUCAACGCCGACGUGUACGACACGUCCACCGGCGUUCCUUCCGGCGGCCAUUUCAGGCCCGAAAUACAACCCCUCAUGCUCUCCAUCGUCAAGUUCCUCAGCGACAACGGCGGCCACAUCACCAUCAACAUCUACCCUUUCCUCAGUCUCUACGCCGACCCCCACUUCCCCGUCGAUUACGCCUUCUUCGACGGCGCGUCGAGUCCGGUGGUCGACGGAUCCACCGUCUACACCAACGUCUUGGACGCCAAUUACGACACUCUGGUUUGGGCCCUGGAGAAAUCCGGGUUCGGGUCUCUGCCCAUCAUCAUCGGGGAAGUCGGGUGGCCCACCGACGGCGAUAAGAAUGCAAAUCUGGAGUACGCCCGGAAAUUCAAUCAGGGGCUGGUGAAUCGGAUAAUCCAAGGCCGCGGCACCCCGAAGCGGCCGUCGUCUCCGCCGGACACAUAUCUGUUCGGGCUGAUCGACGAGGACGCUAAGAGCAUAGAUCCGGGGAACUUCGAGAGGCACUGGGGAUUGUUCUAUUUCGACGGCACGAUCAAGUACCCGCUAGAUUUGGGCAACAAUCGGAAUCUGACGGCGGCGAGGGGCGUCCGGUACUUGCCCCGGCAGUGGUGCGUUUUAGUGCCGGAUGCCAAUUUAGAGGACCCCGCCUUGGGCGACGUCAUCAGCUACGCCUGCGGCUUGGCCGAUUGCACGAGCCUCGGCUACGGCUCCUCCUGCGGCGGCUUGAACGCCAGGGGAAACGCUUCCUACGCGUUCAAUAUGUACUACCAGACGAUGAACCAGAGGAACGGCGCGUGCGGCGACCAGCUGCACAACUUCGGGACGGUGACGAAGAUCGACCCGUCGCCGCCGCAGCCGACGCAGGGCGGCGGCGCGUGCAGGUUCGAGGUCAUGAUUGACACCGGCGGCAAGCGAGAAAGGAGGAGGUCUCCUUUUCCCGGCACCUCUUCCGCCGGGAAGGGAAUGGUUUCUUUUGCAAAUCUUGUUGUUGUGGCCGUACAAGCGGCGGCGCUCCCACUCUUGGGGUUCAUAAUGUUUCCAUGAUUUUCAUUUCUAGUUACGGAGUACUACUAUGAUUCAUACUUUAUCGGGCCAAAAUUAAUAUUAUUGAUUAGAUAUAUAGUUGCGUGUUAAGAUAAAGGCCAACAUACAUG